Melanotaenia boesemani (Boeseman's rainbowfish) is the source of this 607-nucleotide messenger RNA. RefSeq names its product Fc receptor-like protein 5. Gene Ontology annotation, molecular function: transmembrane signaling receptor activity. Gene Ontology annotation, biological process: cell surface receptor signaling pathway. The annotation marks the transcript as partial. NCBI's taxonomy places the organism in Eukaryota, Metazoa, Chordata, Actinopteri, Atheriniformes, Melanotaeniidae. The record is from RefSeq and is a predicted model, not a curated record. The transcript is spliced from 4 exons.
AAACUGCACAGGAAGAGGAAGUGAUCAUCUGCAUCGUACAUGAGCUGCAUCAGUUUGAUGCUGUAACAUUCGGCAGGAAGACUUCAUGCAGGUUACAGGUCUCUCUUUCAGACUCAACAUGUUUUUGAUCUUGCUGUUGGGUGCAAACAUUCUGGACAGUCAUUCUCAAAGCAGCGGCGUCCGUAUUGUUACAGACAGACAGCAGUUCUUUGAGUACGAGUCCAUCACUUUUCACUGUGAAGGUUCCUCUCAGCUCAGAAGAAUAAGGAACAAAAAACAGUUCAUCAAAGAAUGUGACACAUCGACCGGGACCUGCAGCAUUGGAAGUGGCUACGAAUCUGAUACUGGAGAGUACUGGUGUGAGACUGACAGCGAGAAAAGCAGCACUGUUAACAUCACUGUCACUGCUGGUUCUGUGAUACUAGAAAGUCCUGUUUCUCCUGUGGAGGGGGGAAGCAACGUGACCCUUCGCUGCAGGAACAGGACAAACUCCAGCAGCUUCUCCGCUGCUUUCUACAAAGAUGGCACCUUGCUGGAGGGAGACGGUGCAGAUGAAAUGACCAUUAGAAAUAUGUCCAAGUCUGAUGAAGGUCUCUACAAGUGCAGC